UCUUUCUCCCAUUGUCCACAAUGGCUGAACGGCCUGAAGACCUGAACUUGCCCAAUGCUGUCAUAACUCGCAUCAUCAAGGAAGCGCUUCCUGAUGGAGUUAACAUUUCCAAAGAAGCCCGGAGUGCUAUUUCUCGAGCUGCCAGUGUGUUUGUGCUGUAUGCCACAUCAUGUGCCAAUAACUUUGCAAUGAAGGGGAAGAGGAAAACCCUGAAUGCCACAGAUGUCCUCUCAGCCAUGGAGGAAAUGGAGUUCCAGCGAUUUGUUGCCCCUCUGAAGGAAUCUUUGGAAGCUUACAGGCGUGAUCAGAAAGGCAAAAAAGGAGCAGUGGAGCUAAAAAAGAAAGACAAAGACAAGAAGGAAGAUUCUGAGGAUCCAGAUAAGAACCGGGAUGAUGAGAAUGAAGAUGAGGACGAAAGGAUGGAAGAGGAGGAACAAAAUGAAGAGGAGGAAGUGGAUAACUGAGCAGCUCGGUGACAGACUGCCAAGGCCAGGCAUCAUUUGCAUGUGGGAGGAAUGCUGCUG
Messenger RNA from Euleptes europaea (tarantolino), 524 nucleotides. RefSeq names its product DNA polymerase epsilon 3, accessory subunit (gene POLE3). The coding region runs from base 21 to 464 and encodes 147 amino acids. Gene Ontology annotation, cellular component: CHRAC; epsilon DNA polymerase complex. Gene Ontology annotation, molecular function: protein heterodimerization activity; chromatin DNA binding. The transcript has 4 exons. Gene Ontology annotation, biological process: heterochromatin formation; leading strand elongation; DNA damage response. NCBI's taxonomy places the organism in Eukaryota, Metazoa, Chordata, Lepidosauria, Squamata, Sphaerodactylidae. The record is from RefSeq and is a predicted model, not a curated record.